This is a messenger RNA of Drosophila hydei, 686 nucleotides long. It is a transcript of the gene Nedd8, whose product is annotated as NEDD8. Gene Ontology annotation, cellular component: cytoplasm; nucleus. Lineage: Eukaryota; Metazoa; Arthropoda; Insecta; Diptera; Drosophilidae. Gene Ontology annotation, biological process: regulation of proteolysis; modification-dependent protein catabolic process; protein neddylation. The transcript is spliced from 3 exons. Gene Ontology annotation, molecular function: protein tag activity; ubiquitin protein ligase binding. Bases 234 to 485 code for a protein of 83 amino acids. The record is from RefSeq and is a predicted model, not a curated record.
AAUUUUUUCCACCAUGUAACGGUGCAAAAAAUAUCGAAAUUAAUCGAAAACGUAUUCUAUCACCAUUCAGAAGGAAGUUCUGUGUGUUAGUUAAUUCCACCAAGUUGGCAGUACCGCUUGAAUGACAUUCGCAAAAAAACGCCGCGACUAGAACAAGCUUGCGAAAAAUUAUAAUAAAAUUAAAUAUAUUAAAUUAAUUGGUACUUAAGAACGCCAACACACACACUAAUACAAUGCUGAUCAAAGUGAAGACACUGACAGGCAAAGAAAUUGAGAUUGACAUUGAACCCACAGAUAAGGUUGAUCGCAUCAAGGAGCGCGUCGAGGAAAAAGAAGGCAUACCACCCCAACAACAACGUCUCAUAUUCUCCGGCAAACAAAUGAAUGAUGACAAAACGGCGGCGGACUACAAGGUGCAAGGCGGCUCAGUGUUACAUUUGGUUCUGGCUUUACGUGGCGGCAAUCAUAUCUAUCUACAGAAUUAGACUGGCGGUCGGCGUGUUGAACUCGUCUUAGUAAAUUGGUAAUUGGUGAUCCAUUUAAGUCAUUUUCUACAAAGCCACUUUCAUGUUACUCAAAUAAAAGCCCUCAACGGUAUUUACAUAUAAACAAAAACACACAAAAAUGAUUGUCCGCUGUUAAGAUGUUGGACAGGGAUGCCGAGAAAGUUGCUUUACUUGAUUUAA